AUGAAGUCGUCCACAGCUACUAUAGGCGCGCGCCAACAGUGCUCCUGCCCGUACUACCAAAAGAAGUUCAAGUCAAAAAACAAGAUGAAGAAGCACAUUGGCGAUACCCAUAAGGAGGAACACGCAGCGGCCCAGAAGGCUGCCCAAACUACCCAAGCAACCAACCAAGCAGGCAGCGCCCAAGCAACCAAGCCACCUAUCAACCCCCCUACCAAGCCGACCAAGCAGGUAGCGCCUAAGCAGGCAGCGCCCAAACAAACGGUGCCCCAGACAAAGACUUCUACCCGACCGAUCAACAACCCUCUUACCCAGUACGAGUUUCCUAAGAGGACUCCCGCCCCACCAAUCAACAAGCCCUUUACCCAUUACGAGUUCAAGGUUGUAUUAACCCAGACUUGUAAUGCUCACAGCAACAAGUGGAAGGAAUACCUCACUGAACCAGAGUACUUCAAUCGCCACAUGAGAGGUGCUUGGAUCAAGCAGAUUCCCUGGCCAGGCUGGCCCUACAUCGCCAACCCUACGAGCAGGCCGACCAAGCCUAAGCCCAAGCCCGUUGCGAAUAGUGGCUUCGCCCCAGUCAGCCUUGCUGGCAGUGGCGGCGGCGGCGGUGGCUUUGGUGGCUUCGCCCCAACCCGCCAAUCCAAGCCCAACCAAGACAACUACAUCGCUGGCGGAGACCAAGACUAUGAGGAAGAGGAGGACUGCUACUUAGACGAAGGUGGACCAGACUUUGCCCCAAACGAAGACUUCGACCUAGGCGACAACUGCUGCCCAGACGACAAUUUCAACUAUAGUAAUGAUUGCGACAAUUGCAACUUCGACGACGAUUUCGACAAUUGCUACUCUGACUAG
Diaporthe batatas is the source of this 852-nucleotide messenger RNA. RefSeq lists its product as uncharacterized. The transcript has a single exon. The record is from RefSeq and is a predicted model, not a curated record. NCBI's taxonomy places the organism in Eukaryota, Fungi, Ascomycota, Sordariomycetes, Diaporthales, Diaporthaceae. Bases 1 to 852 code for a protein of 283 amino acids.